Messenger RNA from Arabidopsis lyrata subsp. lyrata, 2010 nucleotides. Its product is annotated as BTB/POZ domain-containing protein At3g05675. Gene Ontology annotation, molecular function: protein binding. The record is from RefSeq and is a predicted model, not a curated record. NCBI's taxonomy places the organism in Eukaryota, Viridiplantae, Streptophyta, Magnoliopsida, Brassicales, Brassicaceae. The transcript is spliced from 3 exons. Bases 380 to 1708 code for a protein of 442 amino acids.
AAACCUUGAAAAGGCCUUAAAGCCCCAAAAGAACAUUUGAAAUCUACCCCACUAAAUGACCCAACAAGAUUUUAGCCGAAUGUGAAUUGAAAAAAAAAAAAACACAAAAAGAAGAAAGAUUUGUCCUUUGAGCCCAGCAAAUUUCUGACACACAUCAUCAAGAUCUUGUACCAACGGGGAAAAAGAAAGAAUAUUGUAGAGAAGAGAGAGAGAAAGCGAAAGAGAUCGGGUGGAGUUUGGAUGAUAUCAGAGUUGUCCGUAGAUGCAAUAAGAUUAAUGCUCUAGUUUUUUUUAGUCCUCUUGGGAGAAGUACCAUUGAGAAUCUUACAGAUUCAACAUUUAGGGUGCCUGAAAUACAUAACAAUCCAGCUUUUGCUCUAUGGAGCCUCGUGAUAAUCAAGCCGAGGCUUCAUAUACAUUUGGUGAUCGAUCGAGCAGUGACAUAGUUGUUAGACUUAGAAACGAAGAAGGCCGUGAUGAUUGGAUCUAUUGCCAUUCCAAGAUCCUUAGUCAGAAAAGCCAGUAUUUCGCUGACCGCCUCUCUGAUAAAUGGCCCACUUGCAAGAUUCUUGAUUCACGCUACUGUGUUGAGGUCAUCUGUCAAGAAUCAGACUAUGAUCAUCAUAUCAAUCUCUUAAGACUUCUCUAUCUUGUCUCUGAUGGUGUCCAUGAGGAUAACUUGUGUCAUAAUGUGAAAAGUGCGUUGGGGAUUCUCUGUGUCGCUAAAGAACUUUGUUGCCCUCAGAUUGUCACUGCUUGUGUGAACUACUUGGAAGCUGUUCCAUGGGAAGAAGGCGAAGAGGAAGAGAUUCUGCGGACUGUACCGAGAAUUGGAUCAGAAGCAGAGCCGAUUCUUGCCCGUCUCCAACCAGUUGAUCAGUCCGCUGUUACUGAAAUCUUUGUAUCGGCUUUUAGGUUUGCUACUUCGUCCCCGCCUUUGCCCUUGGGUGACAUAAAAUCCUCGGCUCAAGAACAGAUUGAGUAUAUGAUAACCGAAGAUGACGAUGCACCGUUGUUGAUUGCUGAUGAAGAAGUCAAGCUUGAAGUAAAUGAAUGUGUAAAGAGCCUGUUUGGUAGAUUCUUCCAAUGUCUAGAAGAAACCUCUUUCAAACCCGUCGAGUCUGAGGUUAUUAACAAAAAGGGGUCUUUUAGGAUGGUUCUUUCAGAUUUGUCGUGGGCUUUUCAGAUAUUAACAAAGAUGGAAGUGGUUAGAGAUUUUGUUAUAACAUGGGUUGACAUAUCUGAGAAGUUAGUUAAGGUAGUUGAGCAGUUGGAAACAACAGUUGCAGAGACUGUUGAGAUAAGAGUCAAGGUCAUUGAGGUGACUGCAAAAGUCAUAGAGGCCAUCGGUUAUGGAACAGUGAUAUUGCCAACAGCGAAAAGGCUUGAGAUGGUAAAACUAUGGCUUCCAUUUGUAAGAAACACAAAGCCACUUGUUGACUCACCGGUUACUGAAGAUGAGGAGAAUGGUACUGUGAGAUAUAAAAUUGAUGGAGAGAUAUGGCAAGCUUUAGAAUCUUCCUUUGUAUCGAUAAUUCUGGCAUUGCCAUCUGCAGACCAAGCUGAGAUAUUAACUGAAUGGUUAGGCAAGAACGGGUUGUAUCCGGAUUUGACAGAAGCUUUCGAGGUUUGGUGUUACAGAUCAAAAGUCGCAAAGAGAAGAUUGGGUUUGCUCGGGGGCGAGGAAGAUGAGAACGGUAUGUCUUAACUCGCUUCCUGGGCACUGAAUGAAGAAAGAGUAACAUUUAGUUUUUUGUUGUUGUGUAGAUGUCUGUCUUUUAACCCUUUUUGUGUGUUCUCUGUCAAAUCCUUCAUAUUAUCCAUUGGCAGUUUCCACAAAUCUGUAAAUACUGUUGACAAAGAUCUUGUCUUCUUUUAAUCGGUAAGAGGUAUUUCCUACUAAAAUUAAAUCUGUAGAAUGAUCUAUCGUCCUAUCGAUUACUUCUGGUUUUGCUGUAAACUCAGGUCCCAUUUUGAUCUCUAAUAAACAACACUCUUGAUGACAGUUUA